AUGGCCCUGGCAUCUUCCCUGGCACAGCUCCAAGCAGAGGCCAGCUGCCCUGUCUGCCUGGAUUACCUGAGAGACCCCGUGACCACUGGCUGUGGGCACAACUUCUGUCACUCCUGCAUCCAGCAGUGCUGGGAAGGUCUAUGGGACAUCUUCCCCUGUCCUGUCUGCCUCCAGCACUGCCCUGACAAGAGCAUCAGGGGGAACAGCCAGUUAUGUCACAUGAUUGAUUUUGUGAGGCAGCUUCCCAACACAGAGGACGUGAGGAAAUGGCAGAAAGAGAAACCCCUGUGUGAGAAGCACAAGCAGGUUCUGAGCCUGUUCUGUGAGAAGGACCUGGAGCUGCUGUGUCCCCAGUGCAGGGUCUCCUCUGACCACAGCGGUCACCCCCUGGGACCCACAGAGCCAGCUGCAGCCUCUCACAGGAGGAUGCUCAAAGGCUACAUUGAGCCCCUGAAAAAGCAGCUUCAAGAUGCUGAAAAGGCACUAGAAAUGCGAGUCUCAGAAUCAUUUGAGUUGGUGUGGAAGGUAGAGAAUCGAAGGAGGGAAUUGCUCUCCGAAGUUGAACACUUUAAGCGUUUCUGGGGAAUGGAGCAUGAUGAAAUUCAUGUUAGGUUGCUAAGUGAAGAGAAGCUUGUUGAAGAUAAAAUUAUUGAAAAAAGAACCCAAAUAUCAGCCCGCAGAUCCACGUUGCAAAGUCUGCUUGAUGAAAUCACCGAGAAGUGUUUGCAGCCUGACCUGGAUUUACUGACAGACAUUGAAAGAAUCCAUAGCACGUACGGAAACCUAGAGAUCCCAGAAGCCUUUCCCUAUCAUUUAACGAAGGAGACUUUCACUCUCCCCCCACAAUAUUUUGGCCUCCACAAAAUGAUCAGCACAUUUCACGUGGAUUUGACAUUUAAUCCUGAAACUGCUCACCACAGUCUCAUCAUGUCACAGGACAGGAAAACGGCAACAUUUCGAAGGAUGAAACCAAACUGUGUUCUCAACCCCGGGGCAUUUCCUUCUCACCCAGCUGUCCUGAGUUCUGAGGGAUUUGAAGGUGGCAGGCAUUUUUGGCAGGUAGAAGGAAGAGGUGUGGGUGAAUGGUCCUUAGGUGUGUGUACAGAAUCUUUCCCCAGAAAUGGUCCUAUAUCACCGGCCCCAAACAAUGGCUGCUGGCAAAUUCAACUCUCAACUACACCUGACACAGGGGAUUCAGGAAACCGCUGUCGGAUUGGUGUUUUUCUGGACUAUGAGUUGGGGGAAGUUUCUUUUUACAAUUUGAAAGAUAGAUCUCCUUUAUAUUUAUUCUGUAACAUUUUUACAGAAAGACUUAUGCCCUAUUUCUCUAUUGGACCUUCUUCCAAAUCACUUACAAUAAGUCUAGCUGAAGAUGAGGGCUGA
This is a messenger RNA of Hippopotamus amphibius kiboko, 1383 nucleotides long. Its product is annotated as tripartite motif-containing protein 60-like. Lineage: Eukaryota; Metazoa; Chordata; Mammalia; Artiodactyla; Hippopotamidae. The transcript has a single exon. Gene Ontology annotation, molecular function: zinc ion binding; protein binding. The record is from RefSeq and is a predicted model, not a curated record. The coding region runs from base 1 to 1383 and encodes 460 amino acids.